Messenger RNA from Brassica rapa (field mustard), 1442 nucleotides. RefSeq lists its product as uncharacterized. The record is from RefSeq and is a predicted model, not a curated record. Gene Ontology annotation, cellular component: plasma membrane. Gene Ontology annotation, biological process: defense response to other organism. Lineage: Eukaryota; Viridiplantae; Streptophyta; Magnoliopsida; Brassicales; Brassicaceae.
GGUGAAUAAAGAAUUCGACAUGUGGUUCAAAGUCGUAAAUCGAGUUUCCAUCAUUUUAGAAAAAGUUUUGUGGUUUUCUCAUAGUCACUGUAAAACUAAUUAAAUCACACAUAAUUUGGUUUCUAGUUUUCUUUUUUUCUUUUACACAUUUUGGGAAAGGAAUAAAGGCUUCCGACAAUGCAAAGGGGGCAUAAAUUAAACACAACGAUGUUAACUAACGUGAGUGGAAUCCUGUUCUGUUAAUGAAACUGUGUGCAUCACAAUGUUGAUAGUUAUAAACAUCCAAAGUUAUAACGACAACAUUACAAGAAGAAGCAAAGAACUAAAAAAAUGAAAAUAAAAAAUAAACAAGCAAAAAGUAAGAAUCUUCCAGCUUCCAAGAUUUCUUGAUUUAUUCACAAGUAAUGCCAAAUAAUUAAGAAUUUUAGAUGAAUAGUUUUGGGACUAAUCCUUGCACAAAGGCAAAAAAUCUAACUAUCCAUGUUAGUUCUCUUAUAUAUAUAAUGAUAUGUAUUAAACCAUAGCAUAACAAUCAAAUUAAUCUUUACUCUCUAUCUUUUUCUAACAAUCAAGUUAUACACUCUAACAAUGGUUCCUCCAAACCCACCACCUAGAACACAACCACAUCCUCAAGCCCUUCCUGCUAGAGGCUUGAACCCUGUCCUAUGCAUCAUCAUCGCCCUCAUCCUUUUAGGCCUCCUUGUGGGUCUCGCCAUAUUGAUCACAUACCUCACCCUCAGGCCAAAGCGACUAGUCUACACGGUAGAAGCCGCGUCGGUCCAAGACUUUGCCAUUGCCAAGGACGAUCACAUUAGCGCCAAGUUCGACUAUGUGAUCAAAUCAUACAACCCGGAGAAACAUGUCUCUGUGAGAUACCACUCCAUGCGCAUCUCCACGGCUCACCAUAACCAGUCCGUGGCUCACAAGGAGAUCCCUGCCUUCAAGCAGCAUCCAAAGAACGACACAAGGAUUGAGACGCAGCUUGUGUCGCACAACGUGGCAUUGUCCAAGUUUAAUGCGAAGGACUUGAGGGCUGAAACUACUAAAGGGGUGGUUGAAAUGGAAGUGUAUAUAACGGCUAGAGUGAGCUACAAGACGUGGAUUUUUCGGUCAAGGAGACGUACGUUGAAGGCUGUGUGUACGCCGGUGAUGAUCAAUGUUACAUCGAACUCGUUGAAUGGAUUCCAGAGAGUUUUAUGCCGGACUCGUCUUUAGUUUAAUUUAUUUAUCGACUUGAGUUUAUUUUAUUUGUGUGCGUCAUACGUGUAUCAAAUUUACUAUGUGCCCCUUGAUUGAUUGUGUGUGUGUCUUACUCUUUGAAUUUCUUCUUGUAUGCAUUCAUCCCAUACGUCUUACCAUUUCGUUAUCAUUGUUUCUUUUAAAGGUUUUACUUUGUAAUUUGUAUUCAAAUUGUUGGAAAUGGUUUUUGAACUUUAACAAAA